CGGACUGUUUUCUGCAGUUCAACCACGCUCAAAUUCGUAUCACGUCGAAACGGAGGAACCGCACGGACCUAUCAUCACUCAACCAUGGUGCGCAGGGCGUUGCUUAUCGGCGCUAGCUAUGUCGACAGCACUCAUCUGCCUACUCUGCGUGGAGCGGUUAACGAUGUCGUGCAGGCGAAGAUAACGCUCACGACGGUGUAUGGAUUUGCAGAGGCGGACGUGUGCGUGCUGGCCGAUGGACAAGUGGAUGCGAGCUGCGCUAAGGCUUGCACAACGCCGCCUACGAAAGCUUGCAUCCUGGCGGCGCUUGAUUGGUUGGUAAAGGGUGCGUGCGCGGGUGAUGUGCUGUUCUUCCACUUCUCGGGAUAUGGUACGCGUGUUCUCUCGGCAUCGUCGUGCGACUCUCUCGAGGAGGCUCUCCUUCCGUGCGACGCUACAGUGUCGGAUGUGUGCGGUUUCGGAAACGUUGUCGAGCACAGUGUGUUCAGCGCCAAAUUCGCCUGCAUCCCCAAGGGUGCGACGGUGGUUCAAGUGUUUGAUACAGCCUUCAAAGGUGCCGACGAGUACGCCCUCGCGGGCGUGAAGCACUCUGUCCUUUGCCACGGUUUGUCGACGAAGGUGGUCUCCGCUAGAGGUCUGGAUAACGUGGCAUCGCUGACGGCGUGCAGGAGACUGAAUGCCGAAGGUCGUUUCACAUACGUGCAAUUCCCUCUCUCGGAUGCGUGCAAUGCUUUGUACUACGACGUCCCCUCUGCUUGGCUUGCCUGUGCAGAGGAAGAAACCACCUGGGACGUGGUUGUCGACUGCAAGCCGGCGGGUAUUUUCAGCCAUCACCUGUACAGCACUGUGGUCAGGCAACACGAGAACGAGCUCCAGAGCCAGAACGUUUGCAUUCUUAACUCAGUGAUGUACGCGCUCUGCGCCAGAGGCUUCAAGCACAAGCCGGAGUACGUUGCUGCGGAGGACUCGAAGAAGUUGGCUACUUUCCUUCCUCCUGCGCCUGAGAAGAAGUUCCCUCCCAGUUUGACGAAGUUGCAGGAAUUGGCCAUUGCCUGUUUGAAGGAGGAAGCGCUGUGCAAGACUGACGAGGCGUUGAUUGAGCAGCUGGCGACGCGUUUGGCUCUACCAUCACGAUGGUUGAGCGUCAGUCUGUACUUCAUCACUAUGGUUGUCAGCCACGCCAAGUCCGCAGUCGCCGCCUCCAGAAUCGAGGAGCUCGCAAGGCGGCUUGCGCGAUGUCAUGGCCUCACGUUGGCCGAACAGCAGGCCAUCGUGGACGAGCUGACGUGUCUGAUUGGGGAGGAUGGAUGGGCGCUCUUGCGACUGUUGUUUGCAGCCGAGCCCCCGACCGAUCUGAAGUUUCUGGAGAAGAAGACGGAAUGCCGUCCUCCAUGCCUUCCUCUAUGCCGCCCUGCAUGCCCUCCUGCGGAUUGCAAUGCGCAUCUGCGAAAGCUCAUCUCCUUCAUGGGAGUCGAGGGAUACGAGAUCGGUCUGAAAUUCAAGAAUGAGUAUGCGUGCCUGUCCAUCGAGGAGCGCAAGCGCCACUACAAGACGCUCUAUGUAAAGGGCGGCAUGGAGGCAGUGACGACGGCGGCCGCCAUAGCUGGCGACGCCUGCUACAUUGAUGUUCUUGCCGCGGCAGUGGGCGAGCAUGUCCGCUGCACCGCUGUGUCCACCGCUUGCUGCCCGCCUCUCUCCUCUUUCUACUCCACCCUCUCUGCUUCUCUAAAAUGUCAGCUCUUGCAAUCUGUUGUCUGUGCUGCCGGGUCUCGCGGGCACGAGAUCGCGGUUCGCCUGGCGGACUGUACAAAGCUCCUUGGGRACUCCGAGAAGAAGAGUUUGUAUGCCGAAMUGGUGAAGCUCGGCGGAGUGUCUGCGCUUGCCGCCGGCGCACGUCUCGCUGCUGAUGUCACCAUUCUCAAGACUGUGGUGGCCGCCGGAGAGCGCGUCCGCCUCGUUCGAUSCGAGCCGCCGGUGGAGUUUUGUGCGCGAAGGGAGGCCAGGAGACAGAGGGAGAAGCAAUUGCUCAAGGAGGUGAUUGUGAUUGCUGGCUGUGCGGGUUACGAGUUUUCUGUCCAGCUGAUGCAAGAGGGGUUGACGGUGGCGUGCCGGAAAGAUAUAUAUUCGAAGCUGUUCGCCGAGGGAGGCGUUGAGGCUGUCGCCAUAGCCGCCCUCGUUUCCGAGGACGAGACUGUGAAGGGCGAGUUGGAGAAGGCAGGUGUGGAGCACGCGGCGUUUGUCCAAUGUCCGGCUGCCGUGUCUUCCAUCAGUCUGCUGUUCCUCCCACGCAGUGCGAAUGUGAGUACCUGCUGAGUACGGAAGACAGGCGAGUUGGCAGCGCGCUUUGCAACAUUGCUCGGAAAGAAAGCUCGGUAUGAGAAGGCCCGGAAGAGGCAUGUUGCGCAGAUCGU
Chara braunii is the source of this 2411-nucleotide messenger RNA. The record is from the annotation of a GenBank genome assembly. NCBI's taxonomy places the organism in Eukaryota, Viridiplantae, Streptophyta, Charophyceae, Charales, Characeae.